Molecule: messenger RNA, 2427 nt
Organism: Ostrea edulis (European flat oyster)
Lineage: Eukaryota; Metazoa; Mollusca; Bivalvia; Ostreida; Ostreidae
Product: pentatricopeptide repeat-containing protein 1, mitochondrial-like
Exons: 9
Coding region: 266-2344 (692 amino acids)
Molecular function (GO): protein binding
Source: RefSeq, a predicted model, not a curated record
AGUACGAACCAGUUUGGUUUGAGAACCAGGUUAGAAAUUUGAGGAAAUUCGGUUGAAAAUUGACAGUGUUUUCCAGUGCGUGUGACUGGCCUGUGCUGCGUCGAGUGGGAACAAAUUUAGUUAGAUCUAUAUCUAAUCGGUAUUCUUUCAAGAUUUCAUGAUUUUGUUUUUGUUUUCUCGAAAUCUAUGAUUAAUGAAGCCAAGCAUGCGCUAGACGCUAACACGUGCACAUGUAAAUCUGUUCCUUCCCCUAAGCAGAUUCAGAAUGUUGCUUAACACAGUGAGACAGCAAUUAUCUAACAGCAAGUCCAGACACCUAUCAUACAGUGUGUUCCACAGCAUCAGGAGACUCCUCUGGAAGGAGGGUCAAGGAAUCCCAGCCAUUCUUCUCACAGGGAAUAAGCAGGGUAUAGGUGUUUUCUGGAAAUCAGAAACUCACUUCUCUAGUGCCCCUGUUAAUUUACACAAAUACAGUGUGAAUACAUCUUUCAAGAAUAAAAAAGAUAAAGGAAAAACUGCUAAAGCUGAAGAGGUUGUGGAAUCGGGCUCUGUAUCGGAGGAGGCGUGGGAGGACACCUUCGGAAAUCUUUCUGAUACUUACACACAGGAACCUGCGUACUCUUACACACAUGAUGAAGAAAGAUAUGGUGUCACAGAGGAGGGCAGUGAUGAUGACAGUGAAGGAGAUGACAGGCCUUUAAGGGUGAUAUAUCGUAAACUUUCCCCAAACUGGUACAAGAAACAAAUGCAGAAAUAUGCCAAAGAAGGCAAGAUUGACAAGGCCAUAGAUGUCCUGAAGGUCAUUAUGUUGAAGAAUGACAGAAUUCGACCAUUGCCCACUCACUACCACACUCUAAUCUGUCUCAUCAGUAAAACCGGGGACACAAAGAAGGCCUUCCACUUCUAUAAAAGGAUGAGAGAUUUUGGAUAUGAACCAGCGCCAAAAGUUUUCACUGCUCUAUUUGAUGGGUGCUCAAAAUCUAUCUAUGGGAAAGAGGAUGGUCUCCGCAGAGCCAAAAAACUUAUCCACACUUUAAAAGCGAAGAACAUAACUCCAAACCAGACAACAUUCAAUGCCAUGAUUAAAGCCUUUGGAAUGCUGGGAGAGACAGAGAUAGCUCUACAUUUGGCUGAUCAGAACCUUAGGCUUUAUCCCCCUGAUGAUAAAACAUUUGCCAACAUUCUGAUGGCUGCAGCUGGAGAGGAGGACAAUGGAUUUGCUCUGGCAGUUGGGGUAUGGAGAAUAGCACGAUUACGCAAGAUAGAACCAACAAUAUUUCAUUACCAACUUCUGCUUAGAGCCCUUCGUUGCUGUGGAGUAGGAGACACAGAUGCAUUCUACCAACUGUUGCUUCAGACAUCACCUUUUGCAAUGCAGGAAAAUUUACAGAAAAUAUUAACUGAAUUUCAGAACAAGACGAAAGAGUUGACCUCAGACUUUAAUGAUUCACAGUUAAAUCGCCUUUUGGAGGGAACAUCCAGUGAUGAUGUCAUCACUGAAGUUGACACUUGCUGGGAUGUUGAUCCGGAUUCAACCACCACAGCUGGAACAUUAGAAAUACUGAAUUCAAAGUCAGAAUCAAGUUUAUCUUCAGUUUACUCACCCUCAGCCAGUGUAGCAGACAAUGAAAACGGAAAUUUUCCAGAUGUGUUAAAGCCUGGAGAAAUUUUAUUAGGGGUUUUGAACAUGCAUAGAAUUACAAAUAAAUAUGACAGACUGCAAUUGCUUGGAGGAGUUAGGGGGUUUCUUACUCGCAUGGAGAGGGAUGGAAUUACGCCUACCCUGGCUGUGUUUGGACAGUUAUUUCAUAUUAUCGAUACGUUUGAUGAGGAGGAAUACUUAUUUUCUGUGAUGGACAAACUUCACAUAUCUCCAGAUAUAGACAUAAUAUCUCAUGCAAUGUUAAAGAGAUUAAGAAGACUGGAAACAGUAGAAGCUAAGAGUUUGGUGGAUUUAAUGCAAGAAAAGGGCCUUUUACCAAACAUCUUUGUUUUGAAGUACCUGGCCUACAUUGAGUGCAGAGAUGGCAACACCUUAAGAGAAUUUAUAGAAGAGUUACAGCGCAAUGAUCUUCCAUUGGACGUGUACAUGUUGAAUGGUUUGAUGAAGGCGAGUCAGCUGUCUCUGGGAGACAAGAAAUUUCUCCUGCAGCUGAUGGACGAUCAGGACAUCCACCCAACCCAGUAUUUCCUGAAGACAAUGCAUGGUAUUAUUAGCCACGCCAGAGAGAGGAUAAGACGAGUGGAGAUGGUGAAAGGGAACUGUACUGAGGCAGUGAAGGAAUUCAAUGACUUCAAAACUUACUUUGAGCAAUGGCUGAUGAGAGUACCAAUGCAGAAAUAGUAAAAUGAUGAACAUUUCCACCAAUGUACAUUGUUUGGAGCAAUGUUUUUUCAAUAAUGUCAAAAUAAAAUAUAUUAAUCAGU